AUGAUGAGAGGAGGACUCGCGGCGGUGGCGGUGGCGGGCGGAGGAUCAGAAGGCGCCGUUAUCUUGGUCUACAUUUGGGCGGCUGUUGUUGCUCUCUCCGUAAUAGCCACCGUUAUUUUCUCUUGUAGCGACGGAGCUUCUAAGUCUCAUACUAAUGACGCCAAUGGCUCCGCAUGCGCUGCUGGCUGUGGUGGUGGUUGUGGAGGUUAA
Molecule: messenger RNA, 210 nt
Organism: Arabis nemorensis
Lineage: Eukaryota; Viridiplantae; Streptophyta; Magnoliopsida; Brassicales; Brassicaceae
Source: the annotation of a GenBank genome assembly